AUGAAUUAAAACGAUUCAAUUAAUUAAGUCACUUACACAAAGCAAUUCAAAACUGGAAUUGGGAAUCUUGGCUAUGAAAGAUCCUUCUCUGCAGGUCAAGAUGAAAUACAACCUAAGGAAAAUAAUUAUCAAAAAGUUUAACAAAAAGAAAUUAUCUGUUUUGAAGAUAGUCGAGUAACUAAAUUGAUUAUGGAAGGACACAAAUUGAUUGAAAAUUUUCGAUUAUAAUUAAUCCUUGUAAUAACUGCAUUAUGGUUUUUAGAAGUAUUAAUCCUUUUUUCAAAAUAGAUUGAUGAUGAAAUAUUCAUUGAAAAAUAAGGAUCAGACUUGAUCUUAUGGCUUACAUUUAGUCUAAAUUUGAUACUCAUUCUAUUCACUUUUUUAAGUUAUCUAACUCUAAUGAAUUAUUGGAAAUCUACUUUACUAAUUCCAAAAGAUCAAUCAUUUUAUCAUUCAGAUCAAAUGAAACCAUUUUUAAUAGAAACUAUAUUCCUAUUAAUAUUCCCUACUGUCUUUACUAGAGGUAAUAAUAAUAAUAUAUAUAUUUAAAUAGACAUACAUUUAACAUUUACUAUAAAAAACAACGAAUAUUAUUAUACUGUAAAUGAAAUUAUUAUAAUGAUAAGUACUUUAAGAUCAUUCCAAAUAUUAUUCAUAUUUUUGAGAUUAUGCAAAUUUUAUAAUAGCCAAACAUAGAGAUUAUCAUUAAAUUAUGGGAUUAUGAUGAAUCCUAAAUUUUUAUUCAAGUAUAUGAUUCAUUCUUAACCAAUCAUAUUAAUAUUAUCUAUCUUUAGUAUUACAUUUUGGUAUUGUACAAUAGCAAUGUGGAUUGCUGAAAAAGCACUUCAAAGAGAAAAUUUAUAGACUAUUUAAUUAUUGUACAUAAUUUAUAAUUAUUACUAUAGUAAACAUUGUUUCUUAGAAGUGAUUUUAUCCCUAUUGGCAUAUGCUUAUGAAGAUUAUGUUCCUGUAACUAAUUUAGGGAGAAUUAUAUUAUCAUAUGCUGCAUAUGCUGGUUUUGUAAUGGCUUCAAUCAUUAUAAGUGCAAUUAUUCAAGCAUUUGAAUAAGAAUAUGGAGAAUAUUAAGCAUGUGUUUUACUAGAUAAAUUAAUAAUGAAAGAAAGUAUGUAUCAAGUCACAAGCAAUAUUGGAGAACAAUUUUAUUAUAUAAUGAAAUUUGAUAAAAACCCUUUUACAUACAAUAGAGUUAAAAUUAUACAAACAGAAUUGAAAGAAUUUUAGAUGUUGAAGAGACAAUAUAAAAGUAUAAUCUCUGAAAAUAUAGUAAACUUAUUUAAAAGAAGAUCAAGAGAAUCUAAUGAUAUUUUAGAAGAAUAUUAAGACAUUAUGAAAAUGUGUAAAUACCAAAAUAAAUAAAUAUAAGAAAUGCUUGAAGAACUUAUUUCCUUAUAAAAUUAUCAUUAUCAUAAUUGGUAUGAUUGA
Messenger RNA from Paramecium pentaurelia, 1443 nucleotides. The record is from the annotation of a GenBank genome assembly. Lineage: Eukaryota; Ciliophora; Oligohymenophorea; Peniculida; Parameciidae.